This is a messenger RNA of Onychostoma macrolepis, 1572 nucleotides long. Its product is annotated as engulfment and cell motility protein 1. Bases 933 to 1562 code for a protein of 209 amino acids. The transcript has 7 exons. The record is from RefSeq and is a predicted model, not a curated record. NCBI's taxonomy places the organism in Eukaryota, Metazoa, Chordata, Actinopteri, Cypriniformes, Cyprinidae.
AUCACAGCAUCUCCGCUCACAGAUCUGAUGUGGCCUUGAUAAACUCGCUUACGUGCUGCAUGUCAAGAAGACAGAAGAUGGGAGCAUAGUGUAAGAGGAAGAGGCUGCGAGGCUUUUAUUGUGUAAGGCAGGGGUAGACAGAGAGUCCCGCCACCAGCCCAACAGGCCACACUGAACCGGUUUCCAUGACAACAGAAUUCUAAUGACUACACCCCUGGCUUUUGCUUUGAGGGAGAACGAUGCUACUGGAUCUCAGCGUUUCCACACUUUGUCACACCUUUUCUUUUUCACGAUAAAUGUCAUAGACUCUCAUCAUGGCUGUUUGUAUCUGACGGUGCUCCCGAUAUCCAGCAGCACAAGCCCUCUGAAAUUUAGCCAGACGGUCUAAGUCAUUAUCUUUUGGUCCUGUCCUCCCCCAUCCCCCAUCCAACCUGCUCAUGCUCUCCCUCUGUGAUCUUCCCAUGUGACCAUAGCCAGCUGUUCAUUGGCUGGCACCACGAAGGCAUCUGUCCAAUCGGUGCGGUUCACUCAUAUAAACAUAAGCAAAGCAGCAUUCUUAUAAUUCAGAACAGUGUCUUUCUUUCAGUGAGGAGUCAAUGGGAAAUACUACACUGGGUUCUACUACUUUGUUUGUCCUCAUUCUCAUACCUACAAGCAGAGGGGAUCUUCUCCUUUUGAGGGAACUAUUCUGGCUGUAGGAGCAUCUGCUGUUGCCUGCGUUAUUUCGCUCUUGCCCCAUUGACACUGUGACCAGCUAACAGUGUUUCUGGUUCAGUCCUUUUCUAUAUACACAUGCAGUUGCAGCACUGAUACACUGGACAUGGCUUUGAAAUGCAGAGAAAAAACAAAAAAGGUAUGCCACCCAAAGUGUCACGUUGCUGUUUAACAGAGUGGACAGUGCCAGGCCUCACAGGCCCUUGCUGAAGUCAGAGAUGUUGAGCCAGGAUGACCCCAAAUCACGCCCAAUGCUAGAACUCCGAGAGAAGCUCCAGCCAGAGGUGAUCGAGCUGAUUAAACAGCAGAGGUUGAACCGCCUGUGUGAGGGAACAUGCUUUAGGAAGAUCAGUGCUCGUCGCAGACAAGACAAGUUCUGGUAUUGCCGUCUAUCACCAAACCACAAAGUGUUACACUAUGGAGAUAUAGAGGAGUUCUCACAAGGACAAAUAUCACAUGACUCUCUCCAGGAGAAAGUGACAGUAGCAGAUAUCAAAGCAGUGGUCACGGGUAAAGACUGCCCACACAUGAGGGAGAAAGGAGCACUUAAGAAUAAGGAGCCGCUGGAGUUGGCUUUUUCCAUUCUUCAUAACUCUGAUGAAUAUCUGAACUUCAUUGCUCCGGACAAGCAUGAAUACUGCAUUUGGACUGAUGGCUUGAAUGCUCUUUUGGGAAAAGAGAUGACAAGUGAGCUCACAAAAUCAGAUAUGGACACUCUGGUUACUAUGGAGCUGAAACUUCGCCUUUUGGACCUCGAAAACAUUCAGAUUCCUGACGUCCCUCCUCCUGUUCCCAAAGAGCCCAGCACUUACGACUUUGUUUACGACUUCAGUCAGCAGCACACUUGAGACUGGAAUA